Messenger RNA from Carlito syrichta (Philippine tarsier), 1448 nucleotides. It is a transcript of the gene EIF2B4, whose product is annotated as eukaryotic translation initiation factor 2B subunit delta. The transcript has 12 exons. NCBI's taxonomy places the organism in Eukaryota, Metazoa, Chordata, Mammalia, Primates, Tarsiidae. Bases 1 to 1407 code for a protein of 468 amino acids. The record is from RefSeq and is a predicted model, not a curated record.
AUGUCGCUCGGGGAGCAGCGCGCGGCACGCCGGGAACUAGAGUCCCCGGGGCGCGCACGAGCCGGGGCGGUUGGCAGGGAAGCGACCCCCGAGGAGAAGCUGCGGCUGCGAAAGGAGAAGCGGCAGCAGAAGAAGAAGCGCAAGGAGGAGAAGGGCGCCGAGCCCGACGCCGGCCCGGUCGUGGUGGAGCAGGGGGCGCCGCCGCCGCCGCCGCAGGCCUGCCCAGGCACCGCGGGAGAGACCCCCUCAGGAGGGAAGCGUCUUCCCGAGCACCCUCGGGCGGAUGACCCCACGCUUCUGAGAAGGCUUGUGAAAAAGCCCGAGCGUCAGCAGGUUCCUACACGGAAGGAUUAUGGGUCCAAAGUCAGUCUUUUCUCUCACCUACCCCAGUACAGCAGACAGAAUCCUCUGACUCGAAUGAUGAGCAUCCCGUCUUCUGUGAUUCACCCAGCUGUGGUGCGCCUCGGUCUGCAGGACUCCCAAGGCCUGGUCAGUGGCUCCAAUGCCCGGUGCAUUGCCCUGCUUCGUGCCCUGCAGCAGGUUAUCCAGGACUACACAACGCCCCCCAGCGAAGAUCUCUCUCGGGAUCUGGUGAAUAAGCUAAAACCCUAUAUCAGCUUCCUGACUCAGUGCCGCCCCUUGUCAGCGAGUAUGCACAAUGCCAUCAAGUUCCUGAACAAGGAAAUAACUGGCGUGAGCCGUGCCAAACGGGAAGAGGAGGCCAAGUCGGAACUUGGAGCAGCCAUUGAUCGCUUCGUGCAGGAGAAGAUUGUUCUUGCAGCCCAGGCGAUUUCACGCUUUGCCUACAAGAAGAUCAGUGAUGGGGAUGUGAUUCUGGUGUACGGAUGCUCAUCGCUGGUGUCACGGAUUCUUCGGGAGGCUUGGACGGAGGGCCGGCGCUUUCGGGCGGUCGUGGUGGACAGCCGGCCGCGGCUUGAAGGGAGGCACACGUUGCGUUCUCUGGUUCGCGCUGGGGUCCCUGCCUCCUACCUGCUGAUUCCCGCAGCCUCCUAUGUGCUCCCAGAGGUCUCCAAGGUGCUGUUGGGAGCUCAUGCACUCCUGGCCAAUGGGUCCGUGAUGUCACGGGUAGGGACAGCACAGUUGGCUCUGGUGGCUCGAGCCCAUAAUGUGCCCGUGCUGGUCUGCUGUGAAACAUACAAGUUCUGUGAGCGUGUACAGACUGAUGCCUUUGUCUCUAACGAGCUAGAUGACCCUGACGACCUGCAGUGUGAGCGGGCAGAGCGUGUUGCCCUGGCUGACUGGCAGAACCACCCGUCCCUGCGGCUGCUGAAUCUGGUCUAUGAUGUGACUCCCCCAGAGCUCGUCGACCUUGUGAUCACGGAGCUGGGGAUGAUCCCCUGCAGUUCUGUGCCUGUUGUCCUGCGUGUCAAGAGCAGCGACCAGUGAGGGAACAGGGUCAAUAAAUGACAUCCUUCCUCUCUCGGUAA